AUGGGGGUCUUCGCCGCCAGCGGCAAACGAUCCUCCGCGAAAGGCGGUAGGGACAAACCACCCACUCGGGAAAACCCAAGGAAGGACCUUACCUCCAAGAGACAGCGAUCUCAAGACGACACCUCGAGUGAGUCCAAGAGCGACGAGGCCAUUGUCUGCAUCAGCGUACAGCUGAAGGAGAGCGUUAUCUGGCUGGCAUCAACAUACAUGGCCCAUGACAGUCAUGCUUUUCCACCCUAUAGACUGGAAGAAGCGGUGAAGGAAGCAAAUCGCAGAAAGCUCCCGGUCAUAAUAGGGGCCAUCUCUAAUUCAAAUAACACGAUCUGGGGCUCAAGCGACACCAACUCCCGGGAGAGGCUCAUCGACGAAUAUAUUCGACAGAAUAUAAAAAAUUACAACCUCUCCCCGAACCAACAAGCAUAUUCCAAAGGAAAAUCCGUGGAUACCGCACUCCAUGAAAUCGUAUCGACGAUUGAAAAAGGAUUGGACUUAAAGGAAAACACGCUCGGAGUUUUUCUCGAUAUCGAGGGUGCUUUCAACAAUGUCUACCCGAAGUCUGUUGUUAACUCCCUUCUCAUGCCGGGGGUGCAGCAGGGUCUGCAAGCUGUUCCUAUAUUUUGGUUUAUUUGCGAUACGCUCACGGAUGUCGUCUUCAUAUUCGAUAUCGUUGUCCAGCUGCGUACGGGGUAUCUCGAGCAAGGAUUGAUGGUUUAUGAUGAUAAAAAACUGGCAAUGCAUUAUAUCCAUUCUAAAGAUUUUUUCUUCGAUAUUAUCUCAUUGAUUCCUUUGGACUUAAUACAACUGAAAAUCGGGUCACACCCCCUCUUGCGCUUCUCAAGAUUUUUCAAGGUAUAUCGAUGUAUCAAAUUUUACUAUAUCGUUGAAAGUAGAACUGUUUGGCCAAACUUGUGGCGAGUGAUAAACUUAAUUCACAUUCUUUUGAUAUUGGCGCACUGGUUCGGCUGUUUUUACUAUCUUUUGUCGGAAGCUGAAGGAUUUCAGGGUGACUGGGUAUAUCCUUAUAGGCCAGGAGACUAUGCUACCCUGACGAGAAAGUACCUUGGAAGCCUUUAUUGGUCGACUCUUACUUUAACUACUAUUGGAGAUCUACCUACACCGGAAACAAAUGCAGAGUAA
Rhagoletis pomonella (apple maggot) is the source of this 1137-nucleotide messenger RNA. Its product is annotated as cGMP-gated cation channel alpha-1-like. The record is from RefSeq and is a predicted model, not a curated record. Gene Ontology annotation, cellular component: membrane. Gene Ontology annotation, molecular function: protein-containing complex binding; monoatomic ion channel activity. The coding region runs from base 1 to 1137 and encodes 378 amino acids. Gene Ontology annotation, biological process: monoatomic ion transport; transmembrane transport. Lineage: Eukaryota; Metazoa; Arthropoda; Insecta; Diptera; Tephritidae. The transcript has 6 exons.